AUGUCACCGGCAACGUCUUUGGAGGGUCCUAGAGUUGUCUCACUCAAACACUCGAUACUCAUCAACUGGUUGGAUUGGUUAGCAUCAAUGGUGUUGGGACAUAGACAACUAUUGCCAAAGACAGUCGAGUCUAUUGUUAGGCUAAGACAACAUCCACAUUUACAGUCAAUCGCCAACGACAAUGCAGGUUAUGUUGUAUUGCAAUCAAUACUUGGACGUGUUGAUGUCUUGUGUGCCUCAGAUGGUCAACAAAGAGUGCACUUUGAACGUUCCAAUGGUGGUGACAAGUUAUCAAAGAUGGCAACACAACUCAAUAGACAUUGUAUACCUUUCAAUCAAGAGUUGCUCAAAUCAAUGACAUUCCGUGACCACGUGGCCAUCGUGUCACCAGUGAACCGUACCGAACUCCCCAAGCCCAAAGAUUCAAUCAUGGUUGACCUCGACAGUGUACCCUCACGUAAUGUUGUCGACUUGGAAAUGGACGAGCAGGAUCAAGAUGAUAAUCCAGCACUUCAGAACUGGGAUCACUUGUUCCAAAGUCUAGUGCCACUCGCUGAGGUCAAUGACAACUUGAGGAGGGACUCCUCCAACAAGGACUACUCAUUCAUUCAUUAUAAUGUACUUGAUCUGGAUGAUGACAAUGACACAUCGUUUGACAAUCCCUUGCAACAACAACAGCAACAACCAUAUCCUGGAGUUGAAAGACAGACUUCAUUCUCUGCCUCUGCAUCUUCACAAGACCCACACGAAACAUCGACAUCUGGAAUGAUCACUACAAAGAGACUGUUGAAUGAAGAGAUCGAUGCAUUAAUAAUGAUCAAGGACUCGCUGGUGGCCAAUCCCAUACACACGACCGGCAUCAAGAAGAACAUCAACUCGCUACUUGGCAUCACUGAUGUGGAGUCUGCCAUCCGACUCAUGGAGAUCAACGAGCUCGAGGAGCAGGCACUCACAUACUUUAUCAAUGAGCUGGUGUCGUUGGACCUCAGCUACAUCAUCGUCUCGGUCUACUUCAGGUUAUCGCUCCUUCCACGCGUCCUCACCGCCCAAUCAAACUUAUCGCGUGACCUCUACACAUGUCUAAAGACAUGCUUCAUCCGCCAUCAUACAUCAUUCAUCAAUGCCGUACUGAUGCCACUGUUUGCAGACAAACACAACACACAACAACUCAACGCAGCUCAGACUGAUCUAGUCAACAAGCUGCUCAAGGAUCAGGAUACGCCCACCGAGGUCAAGAUGAGCUUCAUCCAAAAGUUUGUAAUCACGCUGCGCACCGAACAUCCAUCACCAUUGAAUGACAACAUUAUCCAAGUGAUGCAGACCGUACUAAAUCUCAAACUACAACUGGACGACACACUUUGUGGCAAUCUAUUGGAGACCAUCUCACAACAUAGCAAGGCAUGUUCAAAGAACAUGAAGUUUGAUGCUCUGAUGAUGUCACUCAUGUCAUUCUAUUCCAAACAAGUAAUGUAUUCCUUGAUUGUUUGA
Molecule: messenger RNA, 1488 nt
Organism: Acytostelium subglobosum LB1
Lineage: Eukaryota; Evosea; Eumycetozoa; Acytosteliales; Acytosteliaceae
Exons: 1
Coding region: 1-1488 (495 amino acids)
Biological process (GO): interstrand cross-link repair
Cellular component (GO): Fanconi anaemia nuclear complex
Source: RefSeq, a predicted model, not a curated record